Messenger RNA from Micropterus salmoides (largemouth bass), 2520 nucleotides. RefSeq names its product serum/glucocorticoid regulated kinase family member 3 (gene sgk3). NCBI's taxonomy places the organism in Eukaryota, Metazoa, Chordata, Actinopteri, Centrarchiformes, Centrarchidae. The transcript has 18 exons. The record is from RefSeq and is a predicted model, not a curated record. Gene Ontology annotation, biological process: protein phosphorylation. Bases 346 to 1827 code for a protein of 493 amino acids. Gene Ontology annotation, molecular function: protein serine/threonine kinase activity; ATP binding; phosphatidylinositol binding.
ACUUUCUUCGGCCAGGAAAGGUUGAUGUUUCCUGCUUCAGUCACUUGACAGACGCCGGGCAGCAAGAAAAUACACUUACAGUUUGGGGGUUGUGUUCGAACCAAAACGGGGGAAAUAUUCAAUGUAUUGACAGUUUAAAGGCUGUAGAGCGAAAUAUCCCCACUGGAACUACGGAAAUAGAUGAACACCGCAUCAAAUACUGUAAGUAGGCAUGGUGAGCUGCAGCAUUCCACAUCAAGGAGUAGCAGUGUCAGCUGAAAUUGACCCAGGAUGGGGAUGGGCCAGUUGUAUACUUGAAGUCUUAUCCUGAGGAGGACACAUUACUUUAUGACCUUGCACCCUUGAAUGCCAACAGCCCCCAAAAUGGAGGAGCAACCCAGUCUCCCCAAUGUCAGCAUACCCUGCCACAAUGAGCAGAGAGACAAGAAAAAGCGUUUUACAGUUUACAAAGUGAUAGUCAAUGUUGGACAACAGGAAUGGUUUGUCUUCCGGCGUUAUGCAGAGUUUGAUAAACUCUACAACACAUUACGGAAACAGUUUCCAUCUGUAAACUUGAAAAUUCCAGCCAAGAGGAUAUUUGGGGACAAUUUUGACCCCGAGUUCAUCAAGCAAAGAAGAGCAGGGUUACACGAGUUCAUCAAGCAAAUAGUGUCAAAUCCUCAGCUUUGCAACCAUGCAGAUGUGAGGAACUUUCUGCAGAUGAACAAAAUCCAAAACUUUUCAGAUGCCUCAGAGGACGAAGAUGACAAACAGAACAACCCUACCUCCAGAAACAUUAACCUGGGACCCUCUGGAAAUCCACAUGCCAAGCCCACAGACUUUGACUUUUUAAAGGUCAUAGGAAAAGGGAGUUUUGGGAAGGUUUUUCUUGCAAAAAGAAAACAUGACGGAAAGUAUUAUGCAGUCAAGGUCUUACAGAAAAAGGUCAUUCUCAAUAGAAAAGAGCAAAAACACAUAAUGGCAGAGCGCAAUGUGCUGCUGAAGAAUGUGAAACACCCUUUCCUGGUUGGGCUUCAUUAUUCCUUCCAGACAACCGACAAGUUAUACUUCGUCUUGGAUUUCAUCAAUGGAGGAGAACUUUUCUUCCAUCUUCAAAAAGAGAGGACCUUUCCAGAGCCCAGAGCAAAAUUCUACAUUUCUGAAAUGGCAAGUGCACUGGGAUAUCUGCACUCUCUCAACAUUGUUUACAGAGACUUGAAGCCAGAAAACAUCCUCCUUGACCAUGAAGGGCAUAUCAUUUUGACGGACUUUGGAUUGUGCAAGGAAGGCAUUUCCCAGACAGACACCACCACUACAUUUUGUGGAACUCCUGAGUAUUUAGCUCCAGAGGUCCUGAGGAAGCAGCCAUACGAUAAUACAGUAGAUUGGUGGUGUCUGGGUUCAGUGCUGUAUGAAAUGCUCUUCGGCCUGCCGCCAUUCUACAGCAGGGACACACAUGAAAUGUAUGACAACAUCCUCCACAAGCCGUUGGCGAUGCGUCCCGGUGCAUCCAGCACAGCCUGGUCUCUCCUCCAGGGCCUGCUGGAGAAAGACGGCACACAUAGACUGGGCUCCAGAGAUGACUUUAAUGAGAUCAAAGAGCACAGCUUCUUCUCUUCCAUCAACUGGGAUGACCUUGAACAGAAGAAGAUCCCUCCCCCAUUUACGCCCAAUGUGAGCUCUUACUGCGACAUCUCAAACUUUGAUCCUGAGUUCACAGACGAGAUGGUCCCCAACUCCGUGUGUUGGUCUCAAGAACAUUCCAUAGUCAACGCCAGUGUAAUGGAGGCCGACGAUGCCUUUGUGGGCUUCUCUUACGCCCCACCUUCUGAUGACUCUUUCCAAUGAAACAUUCCCAGUUAUCGCCUUAACCAUCAUAACUUCUUUUGACUAAAGGGAAGAAUUUAUACCAUGGAUGAACUUGUUCUAUGAAGCCAAAGCAAGCAGCUGAGCAGAAACAGCACUUACAAAAGGUUUUGGUUGGAAGAAAGUGUGCCAGAAAAAUCUUUAUAUUUUACUCAUUUGUAUUUAAAUAUCAUCUGUUAUAUAUAUAUAUAUAUAUAUAUAUAUAACAGAUGAUAUUUCAAAGAAUUAAGGACAGCCAUCCUCUAUUGAUGUAAUUUCUGGUUGUUUCUAAAGCCUUAAAUUUGUCCCUUAAAUGAAAUCAAUAAGCAGUUUUCUGAAAAACUUGAACAAUUCACUGGACUUCACCAUUUGACUGUCAGAUGGAAGUGUGUUUGUCCAUGUAUUUACUGUAAAAACAAACGUAUGUAUCAUUCAUUUUAACUAAGCUGGAAAUAGGGAUUACUUGAGAGACCACUGAAUAACAGUUUGGUAUAGGUCACAUUUGUUUAAAAAAAUGUCUACGUCUUCAGUUACCAUUCAGUUGUUGCGAAUUUUUUUUAUUGGAUUGUUGUGUUUAUUUUUUUCUGUUCUUUGCCCUAACACAGUUGCAGAAAUUAUAAAUCCACAAUGCUUUGCUACGCCUGGCAAUUUAGUAGGCCUAUACUCCUGCAAAGUAAUAAAAAAAUAUCAAAGAAA